Messenger RNA from Ostrinia nubilalis (European corn borer), 1443 nucleotides. RefSeq lists its product as uncharacterized. Bases 424 to 1443 code for a protein of 339 amino acids. The transcript has 6 exons. NCBI's taxonomy places the organism in Eukaryota, Metazoa, Arthropoda, Insecta, Lepidoptera, Crambidae. The record is from RefSeq and is a predicted model, not a curated record.
UUUUCAUAAAGUAACGACAGCAGAUGACAUAAGAUUUUUUCCUGGCUUUAGAUGAAGCUCUUGCCUCUUGUAAGAAGAUUAGCCAUGCAGGCUAUAUUUAAUUGAAUUACAUAAUUAUGACAGUUUUUUCUACUUCUUAUUUGGUUAGAAGUUUGAAAUUAUUUUUGUUAUUCAUUGGAAAAUGGAAUAUCUACACAAUUUAGGUUACGUAUUUAGCUAAGUUCACAUUUUGUUCAAUGAUGGAUUUCUUUUUCUUCAACUAUUUGAUUAGGGGUUAAGUCAACUCAUCUCUUUUGGGACCAUAGACAAAAGAGGGUUAAAACUUUUUUUUAAAUAUGGCAAUAUCACGCACGGCAAUUUAUAAAUUUUCGCGGGUGAAUCCGGGUGAUCGUAAAGAUUUUUUCACGGUGAAAAUUUCCAGAAAUGGAUCUCGCAAAGCUGAAACAUGUGAGCAAUUUGAACGACUACAUUUCCGUUACACAGGAAAUAGUCAAUAACUCACACAAAAACCUAAAAAUCCAGUUUAACAUGUCUUCUGUGCUCUUGCUCAAAAAAGUUAGAUCUUUGGAGAUUGAAUACUUCAACAAAUGCGAGGGAAAUGGUGCGGCGUUGAUUUUGUUUGAACGUAUGGUGGAACAACCAGUGUCUAAGACAUGGGGUUUACUUGGCAAAGAACUGGUGGCUCUGUUGCAGUACUGGCUCGAUGCUAUGCGCAAACACCUCAUAAAGCACAGUCAUCACUGGUGGACAUUCUUGAAUUCGCUUCUCAAGUUCAUAAAAAGCAUGAGAGUAAAAGACAAGAGCCUGCCUGAUAUACUUGUGGAAGGCACGGCCGAGUGUCUUCUGGACCUGGCAACCAGCUCCGAACCAGAUACAGCCCAGCGCUGUGAGAUCUUAUACUCCCUCAAUUUGUGCUGCGCUGAGUCUAGUAGAGAGAUAAGAUUCGCAUUGAGGACUCACUUCGAAGGGUAUUUCACCAAACUAGCUUCUCUCCUGGCUUCCUGCGGUCACCUUCCCACCCAGUACUGUAUGUUAGAAGCAUUGCUUCGCUGGCUAUUACCGCGGCAUGACGCGUCUGUGAGGCAAGCGGCCGCUUCUAGGUGGUUUCCGGCUGAAGUCGUCGGGAGGAAAGCGUUGCAACUGUUCCUGGAGAGACCUUGGCAGAACUUCUUUCAGGACGCCAGAGAUUUUUUGAACGCGUUCAAUGCUACUGGCAGUCUCGUUACGUCGUUUUUGUGCCGCAAAAUAACCGUGGGCUCUGUGGCCGUGUUAUCGGGCACAGAGAAGAGAGAGACAUGGUUGGAUCUCAACUCGCGUUAUGACAGCGCGUCUGUCGUGCUCGACCCGCGGCUUGUGGACGCGCUGUGCGCGCGCGACGCGCCCGCGUGCGAGAGCCUCAUACUGCACGCGCGUGACGUCACCACGCUGCAGCUCACCAGGUGA